AUGUUCGUGGAACUUAACGAGAGGGGUUCGCUUGCCAAUAGAACCGGGGACUCUUUCGCGCCUGGAGCUCGUAGAACGGCCGUCGCGCAGCAGCCCAUCAUCAAGGAGAACAUCGACACCCUCUUUGAGAAGCUGCGAAACGCAUCGCAGGACGAUACGGAAACGGUCAACGUCGAAAAGUGGUUCAAUGUUACCGAGUUUGAUGUCAUUGGCAAUUUGGCUUUUGGGGAACCCUUUGGAUAUCUCGAGGACAGCACGUAUCACCCCUGGGUCCACGUCAUCUUUAAGAGAAUCUAG
This is a messenger RNA of Colletotrichum orchidophilum, 297 nucleotides long. RefSeq names its product cytochrome P450. The transcript has a single exon. Lineage: Eukaryota; Fungi; Ascomycota; Sordariomycetes; Glomerellales; Glomerellaceae. The record is from RefSeq and is a predicted model, not a curated record. Bases 1 to 297 code for a protein of 98 amino acids. Gene Ontology annotation, molecular function: oxidoreductase activity, acting on paired donors, with incorporation or reduction of molecular oxygen; monooxygenase activity; heme binding.